Molecule: messenger RNA, 2023 nt
Organism: Sinocyclocheilus grahami
Lineage: Eukaryota; Metazoa; Chordata; Actinopteri; Cypriniformes; Cyprinidae
Product: 5-hydroxytryptamine receptor 4-like
Exons: 7
Coding region: 225-1397 (390 amino acids)
Biological process (GO): regulation of appetite; positive regulation of MAPK cascade; adenylate cyclase-activating adrenergic receptor signaling pathway
Cellular component (GO): plasma membrane
Molecular function (GO): G protein-coupled serotonin receptor activity
Source: RefSeq, a predicted model, not a curated record
UGCACUUACAUCAAUAGAUGAUCUGCUGUUUGCUGCAGCUGUUUGACUUGUAACACAGGGCAGAGAAGAGCACUUCAGUCUCCGACUAACUGGGAUGGAAUAUGACAGUUUAUAGAAAUACGUGUGGAUUCACAAAGACGUCUGAAACAAGCCCCUGGGAGAGGGACUGCAUUGUCUUGUGUGAACAAAACCCCAUCUGACCACUUCUAUACAGAUGACCAGUGAUGGCCACAUUAUCAGACUCAGCGGAUGAUUCAGUGGAUGAAGGUGUGUCUAAACACACUUCAAAGAUAACGCUGUCUAUCGUCCUGGUGACUAUCAUUAUACUGACUGCACUUGGUAAUUUGCUUGUGAUGGUGGCUCUCUGUAAGGACAGACAGCUAAGGAAGAAGAAGACCAACUUCUUCAUUGUAUCACUGGCAUUUGCAGACCUUCUAGUUGCCCUUGUUGUGAUGCCGCUGGCAGCCAUAGAGCUGACCACAGGUCAGUGGAAAUAUGGAGAGAGUUUCUGCUUGGUCCGUACCUCACUGGACGUGCUGCUAACCACUGCGUCUAUUCUGCAUCUGUGCUGCAUAGCACUGGACAGGUACUAUGCGAUUUGCUGUCAGCCUCUGGUCUACAAUAACAAGAUGACACCUGUGAGAGUCUCACUGAUGCUGGUUGGAUGCUGGGUCAUCCCAAUUUUCAUCUCUUUUCUUCCCAUCAUGCAAAGUUGGAAUACCAUUGGAAUCGAGAGCUUUAUCGAACAAAGAAAUUUCAACUCCUCCCGUAAUUCGACUUGUGUGUUCAUGGUGAACCGACCCUAUGCUCUGGUGUGUUCGGCCGUGGCCUUCUAUGUGCCUCUGGUGCUGAUGGUUCUCGCCUAUCAGCGAAUCUAUGUCACCGCUAUGGGACACGCUCGGCGAAUCGGCUCGCUGCACCGGGCCGGUUCAGCCCCUUCUUCGACUUACCCCAACCACGAUCACCAUGGCUCCAGUCGCAUUAAGACCGAAACCAAGGCAGCCAAGACGCUGGCUGUCAUCAUGGGCUGCUUCUGUCUGUGCUGGGCACCCUUCUUUAUCACCAACGUGGUGGAUCCCUUCAUCAAUUACAGCGUGCCCUGGCAGAUGUGGACCGCUUGGCUCUGGUUGGGUUACAUCAACUCGGGCUUGAAUCCGUUCCUAUAUGCUUUUCUGAACCGGGCUUUUCGGAGAGCCUUUCUUAUGAUCCUGUGCUGUGGAAAUGAGCACUAUGCCCCACAGGGGGGCUUUAGUCCGAGCAGACGGCACUCAGAGUCUGUCAACGGAACCUCCAUUUCUCUCAGAUUGUCAUUUCUUCAAAACCGAAAGUACAGCGUCAAUUCCAACCGAUUUCUGUCAUGCGAGCUGGAAUCUCAGGAGUCUGUUGGGACAUCAUAGCCAAGAGUUCAAUGCCUACAGACACAGCCUGAGGAGAACAUACAGACAACACAGCUUACAUAGGAAAUAUGUGUCAAAUCAAGAGACUUCAUUGCAGUUUCCUUUUGAUGAGAAACAACAAAUCACAAAGAUAGUUUAUAGGCCUAUUUCGCAUAACUUCUACAUUAUGUAAGAAUGAUGUUAGCAUGCAGGCAUUUUAUCUGACAGCCUAAAACCAUGAAUGCAACCAGAUCAAAUGUCCAGGAAUGUUCAAGGAGAUGGGGAAGGUUUGAAAAAGCACAACAAAGGAAAAGAAGGCAAAGAAAAUAAGUUUCAAAAGAAUCAGUUCAAUUAAAAAUGAAAAUUGCUGAAUAUUUAUUCACCCUCAGGUCUUCCAAGAAGACCAUCACUUGAUCACAAAUGGAUCCUGUGCAGUGAAUGGGUGCUGUAAAAAAGAGUCAAACAGCUGAUAAUUGUGAAGUGUAAAGUGGUCCGAACCACUGUCCUGCAGAAUUUAUCUCCAACCCUAAUUAAACACAUCUGAAGCAGCUAAUCAGGGUCUUCAGGGAUUACUAGAAUCUUCCAGGCACGUGCUUUGGAGCUGGUUGGAGCUACAUUCUGCAGGACACCGGCCCUCCAGGACCGGA